Molecule: messenger RNA, 2622 nt
Organism: Hippoglossus stenolepis (Pacific halibut)
Lineage: Eukaryota; Metazoa; Chordata; Actinopteri; Pleuronectiformes; Pleuronectidae
Gene: neu1
Product: neuraminidase 1
Exons: 6
Coding region: 192-1325 (377 amino acids)
Biological process (GO): ganglioside catabolic process; oligosaccharide catabolic process
Cellular component (GO): membrane; lysosome; cytoplasm
Molecular function (GO): exo-alpha-sialidase activity
Source: RefSeq, a predicted model, not a curated record
UUAUUCACGUGACCUGAGCCGGCAGCGGAUGUUGCGGCAAAGAGCUUGUUUUGUUUGUUUCAUUUAUCUCUUAGUCGGUUUUAGUCGCUUUUCCGGGGAUUUAGUCGGUUUCUUUCGGUGUCAGUCGGUUUGUUUCGGCAGCUCGUCUCUUCGCUGUGGUGUGAGAAGAAGAAGAGAAGAGCAGAUGAAACAUGGCUGCUCUCUUCUUACUUCUUCUCUCUGCUCUUCUGUUUCCCUGCGCCGCUGUCAAGAUCAACCCCAUGGUGCUUGAUGAGCAAGUGCUGUGGGUGGGUGGCCAGGACUUCGUGUCCACCUACAGGAUCCCGCUGCUCACCUUCACCCCCAAGGGAAGCCUGCUGGCCUUUGCUGAGGGCAGGAAAAUGUCCGCUCGCGAUUAUGGGUCAAAGUUCAUCGCGAUGAAGCGCUCCACAGACAGAGGAGCCACCUGGUCCCCGAUGUCGUUCAUCACAGAUGAUGGAUCCGACCUGGACGGCCUGAACCUUGGCGCCGUGGUGGUGGACGAGGUGGCGCGCACAGUCAUUCUGAUCUACACCGUCUGCUUCCACCUGUACCACUGCAGCCCCGCCAGCACCAUGAUGGUGGAGAGCAAGGACGAUGGCCUGAGCUGGGGCUCGGCCAAAAACCUCUCGGUCCAGAUCGGAGUCACGAACUUUGCUCCCGGGCCAGGAACCGGCAUCCAGAAGCGUCGUGAUCCAAUGAAAGGCAGGUUGGUGGUUUGUGGUCACGGAACAAUAGAGGGUGACGGCGUUUUCUGCAUCCUGAGUGACAACCACGGAAAAAACUGGACCAACGGUGCAGCGCUGAAAAGCAUCCCCUUCAACCAGGAGAAGAGGCCGCAGGACUUCAACCCUGACGAGUGCCAGCCAGUCGAGAUGCGGGACGGCAGCAUCAUCAUCAAUGUGCGGAACCAGAACAACUACCACUGCAGGUGUCGCAUAGUGGCGCGCAGCCGUGACGCGGGAAUGACCCUGCCCAUAGAGGAUAUGUACUUCGACUACGAACUGGUGGAUCCUGCAGUGGCAGCCGCGGCGCUGCUGAAAGAGGGAGUGAUGUUCUUCGUCAACCCCUCCAGCGAGCACUACAGAGUUAACCUAACCUUGCGUUGGUCGCUGACUGAUGGGAACUCUUGGGAGAGAAAUGCAUUCCAGAUAUGGCCGGGGCCGAGCGGCUACUCCUGCAUGACAUCGCUGGACAACGGUUCUGUCGAGGACAAGAAGUACAUCUUCGUCAUCUACGAGAAAGGCCACAAAGACCUUGACGAGACUAUCUCGUUCGCCAAGAUCCACCUGUAUGGUGGCCUGUAAAGUUUGUGAAUAGGAGGUAAGGACGUAAACUUUAGGAAUCAAGCAUAUGAGGUGCAACAAAUAAAGACUGAUUUGUUUACUCUUGAUUUGAUUCAGGUGAAAAAUGCAUUUCUGAUGGUUUUUUUCACACCACUGUUUAACUUUCACAUCAUUUCUUUGUCUCUGAAAUUCAAACACUGAAGGGAAAAGGAAACAGAAAGAGAUUGUCUGCUCCUGCGAAUCUCUCAGGAAGAAAAGAGUAGACGUUUAAGACUCUGAUUAUGAAGUUAAAUAUGGGAAAUGUAUGUAUAGAAAGAUGGACGAUGCAUCUUCACUAUCCAGAAAUGAAGCCAAAAUAUCCCGGAUAGAAACGUUAGAAUCGUGAGCUUUUGGAACCAGAGUUUGUACAGUUGUGAUCAGGGGAUGGAGCUGUAUUGGCAAUAAAUGCAGUUUGGUUCAGACAGGUCAUUCAGUUUGGUUUCAGUUUGGCUUCACUUUCAGGGAGCUGCCAUGUCGUCCAUCUUAAUAUACAAUCUGUACUUGGCACCACGAAUGUCUUAACAUGUUCGGCCUAUGAUGAACUCUGAAAAUGCCUUCUUUUUCCGUUCUUCAAAAUUCCCACUGUUGAUUAUAUCACAAGUCUGUUUCCAGACAAGAGGAAAUAAUGAUAAAGGGAUAGAUUUGUAAAAAUAAUGUACAGACCAAAAAAACACCAGUUUAUACAUAAUUCAGACCAUAGUGUAAGUUUUGUCUGUUUUGAAGCUUCAUUUUAAAUAUUGCACAAUACCUAUAGUAACUAUUUCACCAGUUUUCCAUGCAGUUAGACUUUUGACAAACUGUUUGAUCUUCAUGGUCUAAUAACAUGGAUAGUGAUGCUACUCUGAAAUUGUUUUUAAACACAGAUGAUCCAUGCCAGAAUUGAAUUGACAUGAAUUGAAAGUAUUACUCUAUCCUUGGUUCUGGUGUGAAAGGAUUCCUAUUUUCUCACAUAAUACAGUUUUCUCCUUAAGAAAUCCAAUCAAUCAAAAUCAAAUGAUAUGUGGGCCUGUGCUUGUAAUCAUGAUAAAUUUUAAAUUGUGUAGAUGCGAGUGUGUAAUGAAUACAUUCAGACUCUAACUGAUUCUGUUGUUGCUAAAAGCCUUUUGUGUGUCUGACUAAAUGUGGGAAUGAAUGGAAAGUACAUAAUGUAUCCUCUUUUGCACUUGUACAGUGUAUUCUGAUGUUUUGUAAUCAGCCUCUUGCCAUUGAUGCUUCAGGCAAAGGAAUCUAAUGAUGUUAAUGAGCAGUGACUGCGCAAUAAAGACCACUUCAACACUGA